Salvelinus fontinalis (brook trout) is the source of this 1533-nucleotide messenger RNA. RefSeq names its product MAPK regulated corepressor interacting protein 2-like. NCBI's taxonomy places the organism in Eukaryota, Metazoa, Chordata, Actinopteri, Salmoniformes, Salmonidae. Bases 677 to 1129 code for a protein of 150 amino acids. The transcript has 5 exons. The record is from RefSeq and is a predicted model, not a curated record.
UGUUAAUCUCUGAGAGCAACGUUGAGGACAGCGGCAAUCCACUAUCUUCAGACCUGUCCUCUGCCAUACAGUCAGUUGGUCACUGUCGCUUUAAAAGACGGAGGGAGGCGUGUUGCGAUGUCAAAAUGUAUGCGCUGCGUUGGUUGAGUGUCUUUGCAGCUCAAUGACAGCUCAUGUUUCAUCAGAUCUGACAUUGUACCGACUCGGACAGCCCCAAGGACCAAAGUUACCUACUUCUUCACACGCUGGAUGCAAGGCGAUCAGCUCGUGCCACAGGGCCUCAGGAGAACGUAUCAAUCUAUCAUGGUUUGUUUUCAGAUACGUUUUCAACUAGAAUGAUUGAAUACCGAAAAACAGGAGCUUGAUUCAUGGGUAUGUUGUUGCGCGGCAGAUUAUCCCAAAAGUUUCCACCAGUCGUUCGCAGUGCAGAAGAUUCUAGUAGUUGAAAUGCAGAGAUCAUUUUGAAACGGAAUUUGCCCAAUGUAACAGGAAAAACACGGACCUGUUUUUUUUUUAUCGUGGAUGCGUCGAGAAAUUACACGAGAGGAAAUAUUGUAAAUAUUUUAUAAAUUAUAAACUGAGCCUAUACCCAAUUUGCCUCUGACAUAACCGGCCUGGGAAGUCUAUAGGACACUUCAAAGUGCCAUACUGAAGUUCACUUGGAUUUUGCUAGCACAUGAUGUACACAAUUACAAAAGGUCCCAGCAAACUUGUUACACAGCGACGAACAGGUCAAACGCAGCAGAUUGACAAAAUAAAUGACUUCAAGCACAAACAAACGCCUUGGUCUAUACCAGACUCUCCUGCACCCAAGAUCGUGUUUAACCGUCUGAAUGGGAAGAAGUACCACAACACCCCAGCAGCUCUUCUACAGGUGGACCCCCAACCCAAGGAAGGCUUCACUUCUGCACACCAGGAGAAUGUCAAGUUUAUCUAUGAAGUCUGGCAGGAGGUAGUGCAGCUGGCGGGGGAGGGAGGAGCCAGUGACGAGACAGGAAGUGCUCAGGGACCAGUGCAGUAUUCAGACACCAACCCCAGCCCCAACCCAGCCAUGAAGAACUUUGUUCCCAUCGAUCUGGAUGAGUGGUGGGCCCAGCGCUUCCUGGCCAACAUUAACAACCUGUCCUGAUGGGCUCCACCAUCUGGGGCCCCAUCGGCCAGGGAAGAGGGCCUUAUGGAGGGGCCUGAAGGUCGGGUGAGAGGGGGGUUCCACCAGGUUGGAGCCUAGUGCACCUGGUAACAGGUGUGGGUCUUCUCCAGAGGAGUGGAAAUAUGGGAUGGCGAUGGGCAUUACUUGAGAGCAGCGCUGGGACGCAGCCAUGACAACCCCUCACCUGAACUCUUUUACCUUUUUAACAGAAAGAGUACAACCAACCAACACUAACCAACCAACGCUGUCCACUUGGGCAGCUACCCGGAAGAUACAAGUCUUGAAUUUUUGGUUAUUCUCCAUCUCUCAAGUCCAACACUGUGGACUAAGAUGUCAAAAUGUCUGUACUACUUUAAAAACGCAGUAAAGAUGUGUUUUCAAGA